UAUAAAAUAAGUAGAGCCUCAAACAAGGGCUGGUAGCUUCCCCAACUUCUUGCAAGGGCUGUUAGUUUCCACAACUUCUUUAUCGAUCAAAAAUAAAGUAAAAAUAAAACAUAUGGAUCCUCAAACAGGGGCUGGUAGCUUUCUUUUGUGGUGAAGGUUACCAAUUUCAUUCCUUCCUCUCUAUAUAAAUUAAAAGGCCAACAGCUGAAAAAUAAUAUAGUUCAGCUCUGACCGUGGUAAGGGAAUUUAUCAAGAUGAUGUUGAAGUUGUUGAUCCUGUUUACGUUUGCUUUGACAAGUUCAUUAGUUAUCUCUGAUUCCUCUAACGGGUUACUGAGAAUUGGUCUAAAGAAGAGACAAUUGGAUUUGAACAGUCAUAUUGCUGCAAGAAUUUUAAGGGCUAAGGUUACCAAUGUACAUCAGAAAAGAUUAGGUGAUUCAGAUGGGGAUAUAGUGGCUUUGAAGAACUUUUUGGAUGCUCAAUACUAUGGGGAGAUUAGUAUAGGUACACCGCCGCAAACAUUCACUGUUAUCUUUGAUACCGGCAGUUCAAACCUAUGGGUUCCGUCGUCUAAAUGUUAUUUUUCUAUUGCUUGUUACCUUCAUCCAAGGUACAAAGCAAGUCAGUCGUGCACGUAUAAGAAAAAUGGAACACACUGUGCGAUAAGGUAUGGUUCCGGAUCGAUUUCUGGCUUCUUUAGUGAAGACGAUGUGAAAGUUGGGGAUCUCGUCGUUAAAGAUCAAAGUUUCAUCGAGGCUACACAAGAAGGAUCUCUAAGUUUUAUACUGGCGCAGUUUGAUGGAAUACUUGGCCUUGGGUUUCAAGAAAUUUCAGUUGGAAAUGCAGUACCAGUCUGGUACAACAUGGUUGCUCAAGGUCUAGUAAGUGAAGAAAUCUUCUCAUUUUGGUUAAACCGAGAUGCCAAGGCCAAGGAUGGAGGCGAAAUAGUUUUUGGAGGUGUAGACCCAAAGCACUACAAGGGUUGUCACACUUAUGUACCAAUUACUGAAAAAGGAUACUGGCAGUUUGAAAUGGGAGACAUUCUCAUUGGAAAUCAUUCAACAGGUUUUUGCAAGGCUGGUUGUUCUGCUAUAGCUGAUUCUGGGACAUCUUUGCUCGCUGGUCCAUCUGCUAUAGUGACUGAAAUCAACAAUGCAAUUGGAGCAAAAGGAAUUCUGAGCAGCGAAUGUAAAGACGUUGCUUCUCAACAUGGGGAUAUGAUAUGGGAACUCUUAGUGACAGGGACACAACCCAACCAAGUAUGUUCAUCGGUCGGGCUAUGUUUAGCAACCGGUGCUCAAACUGGUAUUGAAACAGUAGUUGAAAAGGAGAACAGAAAGAAACAAACAGCAGGCGAUGAUACUAGGUGUGCAGCAUGUGAGUUGGCUGUGGCCUGGAUUAGGAAGGAGCAUACGCUGAACAAAACAAAGGAGCAACUGCUCAGUUAUGUAAAUCACCUUUGUGAGAGCCUGCAAAGUCCCAUAUCUUUUGUCGACUGCAAGAAAAUUUCGAGCAUGCCAGAUGUUUCCUUCACUAUAGGGGAUAAAUCCUUCGUCCUAACUCCUGAACAGUACAUUCUGAAAAUAGGUGAAGGUAGCUCAACAAUCUGCCUCAGCGGGUUUAUGGGUUUCGACCUUCCUCCUCCUCGUGGUCCUCUUUGGAUUCUAGGAGAUGUAUUUAUGGGAGUAUAUCACACAGUAUUCGACUAUGGUAAUCUCAAGAUUGGAUUUGCAGAAGCCGCAUAACAAAAUGACUAUCUAAAUGUAUUUGUGAUUGGUGUGAGUUGAAGUUAUGGUUAAUAAAUAUGUUAUAGAUUUACUACCACCUAGAUCUGAGAAUCUUAAAACUACAAUAAUAUUGCUUGUACUAGUACUAGAUGUAAUUGUGCAAGCACUCCAGACUGCAUGCGAACAUCCUAAGUAAAUAUUCUAAGAUCUCAGAUGUUUUUCUAAAUUUUGCUAGUUCUAUUCUAAA
Messenger RNA from Papaver somniferum (opium poppy), 1974 nucleotides. Its product is annotated as aspartic proteinase A1-like. Gene Ontology annotation, molecular function: aspartic-type endopeptidase activity. NCBI's taxonomy places the organism in Eukaryota, Viridiplantae, Streptophyta, Magnoliopsida, Ranunculales, Papaveraceae. The transcript has 13 exons. The coding region runs from base 255 to 1745 and encodes 496 amino acids. Gene Ontology annotation, biological process: proteolysis. The record is from RefSeq and is a predicted model, not a curated record.